Molecule: messenger RNA, 5026 nt
Organism: Mugil cephalus (flathead mullet)
Lineage: Eukaryota; Metazoa; Chordata; Actinopteri; Mugiliformes; Mugilidae
Gene: cept1b
Product: choline/ethanolamine phosphotransferase 1b
Exons: 11
Coding region: 431-1711 (426 amino acids)
Biological process (GO): phosphatidylethanolamine biosynthetic process
Cellular component (GO): Golgi apparatus; endoplasmic reticulum membrane
Molecular function (GO): ethanolaminephosphotransferase activity; diacylglycerol cholinephosphotransferase activity
Source: RefSeq, a predicted model, not a curated record
CCGUAGUGGCUAACGAUAACUAGCUUUGCUGUGUGAGUGACACCGGUCGUGGUGGUGGUCCACCGACACAGCUGCAGGUUUACGGUACGCCACAGAGUGAUAGAGUGGAGCUCUACCAUCCGCAGAGAGGUGCAGUCUGUCGGCUUGAAGCAGCCUCUUCGCCCCCUGGACUGUCCGCGGCUCUCGUCCUUUAAUCGACCAGGUCGUAGAUUUGUGCACCGCUAACGGUGAGCCGAUUAAGACCUGUCACUGGGACAUCUGCAUUUAAAUCAUAUUUGAAAUCGGUGCUUCAUUUCUGGUCCAACGUGUCAGGAAUCGCCCGACUUGGUCCAGCCCCACUGUGGAUCUUUAGCCCCUCAGGCAGGACAGUGGCAGAGGCAGAGGUCGAGGCAGAGCCUUCGGGGACCAGACCAGCAGGUAGCAGGGCUCCAUGAGCACCACGGGGCAGCAGCAAGGGGGGGGCCUGCGUUCUCGCCGAGCCCUUGGCCGGGACAAAGAACCCGGGCAGGGCAUGGGCAUGGAGGCAACCUGCUGGAUCGCCCCCGGAGUGCUGCGCAGGCUUAUCGAGCUGCCUUCACCCCCCCUGUCUCGACACCAGCUCAAGAGACUGGAGGAGCACAGGUACAGCAGCGCGGGACGCUCCCUGCUGGAGCCUCUAAUGCAGCGUUACUGGGAGUGGCUGGUGGGACGAGUCCCUGCCUGGAUUGCCCCCAACCUCAUCACCAUCGUCGGCCUGGCCACCAAUGUCUUCACCACCCUCGUGCUUGUCUACUACUGUCCAACCGCUACUGAACAGGCUCCUCUCUGGGCGUACUUGUUGUGUGCGGUGGGUCUAUUUAUCUACCAGUCAUUGGACGCCAUCGACGGGAAGCAGGCCAGACGCACCAAUAGCAGCUCUCCGCUGGGCGAGCUGUUCGACCACGGCUGUGACUCCCUCUCAACCGUGUUCGUGGUGCUGGGAACCAGUAUAGCCGUGCAGAUGGGAACCAACCCCGACUGGAUGUUCUUCUGCUGCUUCGCCGGGAUGUUUAUGUUCUACUGCGCCCACUGGCAAACAUACGUGUCGGGAACGCUACGAUUUGGCAUCAUUGAUGUGACCGAGGUGCAAAUCUUCAUUAUAAUCAUGUAUAUACUGGCCGCCGUGGGAGGAUCUGCUUUAUGGCAGUCUCUGAUUCCGAUCCUAAAUAUCCAGAUGAAAAUGGUUCCCGCCAUCUGCACAUUUUUAGGAGCCAUCUUCUCCUGCACCAAUUACUUCAGAGUUAUUUUUACAGGAGGCGUGGGCAAAAACGGAUCCACGAUAGCAGGAACCAGCGUCCUCUCUCCAGUGUUACACAUUGGCUCAGUUAUAAUUUUGGCGAUGAUGAUAUACAAGAAGUCUGCUGUCCAGCUCUUUGAGAAACAUCCAUGUCUUUAUAUCCUGGCGUUUGGCUUCGUCUCGGCUAAAAUCACCAAUAAAUUAGUUGUAGCACAUAUGACAAAAAGUGAGAUGCAUCUCCAUGAUUUAGCUUUCCUGGGACCAGGACUUCUGUUCCUGGAUCAGUAUUUCAAUAGUUUUAUUGAUGAGUACCUGGUGCUCUGGAUUGCACUGAUCAUUUCCUUCUUUGACUUGGUGCGUUACUGUGUCAGUGUUUGCAACCAGAUUGCCUGCCAUCUUCACAUUUUUGUUUUCAAAAUCAAGCCUUGUUCAGUCCUCAGCUCAGCUCCUCACUGAGGACACGCCGGCCAUUUACUGACUCUGUCCCUGGUUCCGUUAGUCGCACUCAUCUUCCCUUCCCUCUGUUGUCCACGUAGAGAUGGGAGCGGGGGGGGCUGCGACGUGGUGUAAAAUAUGUGCUUCUGCCAACUGAAUGUGAGGACUAAAUAAUAUAUAUAUAUUAAGAUACUGGAAUAUUACUGUCAUAGUUUCUUUUUUCACCAGUGCAGAAUUGAACUUGUACCAGUUUCAUCUUCUGCCCCAGUAAUAAGAAAAUCUCCUUCUGACUAAUACUUCAGGAGAGUACAGGUGCUACUCUGUAUGUUCGAGGAGAGAAAACUUAACGUGUGUUUUAACUGUUCAUGUGCAAGAAAAAAUGUAUAGGACGUGAAUCAACCUCUUUGCUUUUCAUGAUUAUAAUUUUUGUAAUAUUUGCAUAACUCUACCUUUUUGCUAUUGUAAAUACCAAACUGUUACAGUGUCUGUACUUCUCUCUUUUAAGUUAAGGGAAAAAAAAACAACAAAAAAAAACAUUCUGCUCCGACGCAUUUACAAAACCUUCCUCCAUGUGUACAGUUUUAACGUAACUUCAUCCCUCGCACAUUACCCAAAACUCUGCACCUGCUUCAGCAGGACGUGGCUUCGGGGGAAACUUAAUGUCGACUUACAUUUUUAUUUUCAGGACGCCUGCGAAAUAUUCACUGCCAGCGUUGUCUCGGUUAAGUCUGCUCAUGGGACUUUGUGUUUCUUUGACAAAAGAAAAAGUGCAAGUCUAAAGCCUGUCCUAGUUUUUGCAGCUUCGCCAAAAAGUUACUAAGUAGGUGACGUUUGUUUUGUGUCACAUUUUGCAGUUGAUCUGAAAAAAAUCAAGAAGUUUUAUAUUUAUUCCACUUUAUAUAUUGUUACGUUUAGUCCCUUAACUAGGUCUCAAUUAUUUGAUAGUACUAAUCAACCAAUCCUGUUAAACCUCACCUGUUACAUCUCUGAUCUACUGAAGACAUUAAUCUGUAAAAAUAUCUAUCAGUCUAUAUUUAAAUUGUUUAUAAACGGACAGUCACUUCCUCAAAAUGGCUCGUUUUUAGGAGAGGAACUAUUUUCAAGAGCAGAUUAAUACCGUUGUGAGGCUCUAGUAGCCGCAGUCUUUUUUCUCCCAGCAGCAGGACAGUGUAUGUGGGAGUCAGAAAAUAAAUAAAGAAGUGCUUCUGUUAGAUUUUGGAAAUAUUGUAGCUCGUGGAGCCAGAGAGGAAACGGAAUCUGUCACGUUAUAAUUAUUAGAAGAUCAGCUCAAAAAGUGAGGUACUGAGUAUGUGUAAACAUUAAAAUUAUUCCUUCCUUUGUUACAGCUACAUUCCUGUGAAACGUGUGUUCAGUAUUAACAUAAUGUGGCCGACACUAAGUUUCCUCCCCGACCAUACCUGCUGCGGUAGGACGCAGGUGUGAAUGAAUGUGCAGGACGUGAAGUGAAACGAUGCCGUCGCGGUUUCUAAGGUGGUAACUGACGAGAAUCAGAUCAAACUUAAUAAAAAGCUGUUUAUUUGAAAUGCUGCUCGCUCUGGCUCCACAUCCUCAUCAUCGUCGUCGUCUGAUACUGUCGCUGAGUGUGUUUGACGUUGCUGCUCCUGGAGAGGACCUGCUGCCAGUGAUGAUUCAUUCAUCUCUGGGAACGCGUUUGUCCUCAACAGUGGACGUUUGAUUAUUACUUUCCGCACAUUGUGCCUGGUUUUAUUAAUGUUUCUUUGAAGAGCUCCACAUCCACAGACGCUCUGCUGUGUCUUUGAUGCCAAGAGUUGACUCUUUCAUCUACAGUGUCUUCAGUGUCCUUGUGUUGACUCGUUGCGUUCAGGGUCAGGGUGGUGAAGUUGUGAUUCACAGUUAUGGGAAAAAGUGUUGGCCACUGAUUCAAAUAAAUACUCAAACGUUCACAUGGUGGUUGGUGUUAAAGGGCCACUUCACCCAAAUCACAAAAACAUUAGUCCUUUAAUGACGGAGAAAACUGUGAUGCCCCGACUUUACAAGACGAAUAGAGUCAGUAUGGUGAUAAAGUCAGUAUGAGGACAAAGAUACAGUUUUGAAUUAUUGCUUUUCUGUAAUAAUAUUCAGUAAAGUAGUCUAAUAACUCUGUAGGUAUUAGGUUUAGGGAAGAAUUGUUAUUAAAGAAAAAGAAAAACGGUUUGAGAAAAGAUGCUGCUAUUAAGUUUCCUAAUAUUAUGUCCUAAAGCUUUGAGCAUCGUAAACUAAAUUAACUUGAUUUUUUUUGUUUGUUUUUAAAGCAGAAAGUGAGGAGCUCUUAAAAUGCAUGAAAUGAAAGCUCAUAAAGAUGGAGUAGCUCUUUUUUUUUAUGAUUUAGGGGGAACUGAGCUUUAAAGGAUGACUGAUCACACGUUGUUGAAGUGUUUUAAUUUGCUAUCACGGUGUUGAUUUUCUGUUCUAAAAUGUCUCACAAGGUUAUUUCGUUUUUGGCUGCUGAUGUCGAUUUGCCCUUUUUAGGAAACAAAAAAAAAAAAAAAAAAAAAUGGAGGAUGAGCCGUUGCCCUCGUCUGCAUGUGUAGUAUCCUGCUUUACGGCUUCUAGCUGGAGAGUCUCUGAAUAACCACUUCCUGAGUCUGUGAGAGUCUGAGUCAGGUCGACUCUCUCCUUGUUACGAGUGAAACAUUUGCCUUAAACGCUUUUGUUUUCCGUUUCUGUUGGUGUUUUGCGCGGAGGUGAAGCCUCUCUUGACGAGUGUGUGAGUCUCCUCUCGUGGCUUGUGUUGAAGUUUGUCUUCUCUUGUCCAGACCGCCAAAGCUCAGGUAUCACAACAGCGUGUUCUUAGAAGGCUGCAGCAAACAAAGACCCGCCUCACCAUCUUUCCUCCAUCGACCAAUGCAAAUAAAUAUCAUACUCCCACCUGGAACCAGGUUUUAACUCGUGUGUUACUGGAAGCUGAUGAAACUGACCUUGCUGCACCUUUGAGUCGACUGUGGAGAGACUGAUGAUCAGACUGGAGACGUCACGCGGCGCCUCCAGUUGCAUAGGAUGUUCUCGUUUGGUGGGAAGGAGACGAGACUUUAAAUAAGGUCACUUGCUUUCACUCUGACUAUUGUUGCAGGCGAAAAUAAAUAUAUUCACUGUGUUCCUCCAUGAUUUAACUUAAAGUAAAAAUGUGUAAUCUUAACCGUCUUCAAGUUGCAGUAUGAGGUUACUUUAUGUUGUCAUGUGUGUUCCCAAAUAGCCCUGUAUGUUGGUGUUAACAUACUUCUGUCUGAUUAACGAAAACAUUUUGACUUUCUCCAUUUUGUUCACAAAUUUAAAAUCACGCCGAGCUGUUUUUACAAAUAAAGUAGUUCGAAAAUA